Messenger RNA from Sphaeramia orbicularis (orbiculate cardinalfish), 5252 nucleotides. RefSeq lists its product as uncharacterized. The transcript has 8 exons. The coding region runs from base 87 to 1892 and encodes 601 amino acids. The record is from RefSeq and is a predicted model, not a curated record. NCBI's taxonomy places the organism in Eukaryota, Metazoa, Chordata, Actinopteri, Kurtiformes, Apogonidae.
GCAAGCCCUUCAGAGUCUGGAAAUACUCCACCGUAUGAGGACUGGGUUCAGAAAGACCUCGGACCACCUACAGAAACUGAUCCUAAAUGAGCCUGGAUUUGACCAAAAUGACCCGGGUCAUUGUUGAGCUGAGUCUGGUCCUGAUCCUCACGGUCCACGGUGUCCUGGGGUCAGAGAUGACCAUCAAUGCAGCUGUUGGAACUUCAGCCACGGUUCAUUGUAAAUGGGACGAGGAGCUGAUGCGAUGCAGUUGCCCCUACCCUUAUCAGGGCUGCGCAGACUGCAAAAACCUCCGACCCAUCACUACCCCACUAGAAAGAAAUACAAACACUUCAGAAUCAUAUCUGACCUUUACUGAACUCCAGCCAUCCACCUCAGGACUGUAUACCUGCUCUCCCAUAAACAAUACCAACAGAGCUACGAGGACGUACAGGAUUAAUGUAAUCAAAGAUCGAGACCCAACUGUUGUGAUUGGGACUUUGGGAAAUGCCACUAAUUUAACCUGUGGUUCUGGAGUGGACCUCGUUGCUGCUUCAGAACCAAAGUGGUGUCGCUCGGACACGUCAGCAGUUUGUGAAAACACCAUCAUGCGUUCAAAUGAAAUCAGAGGGGACUUUAAAGUCCACAGCACCGAGAACUCAUUCAUCCUGGAGAAUCGACGCCUGACACAUGAUGCCGCAGGAUUGUACAAAUGCACCCUGGACUUUCCAGAUCAGAACCAGACCCUGGACUAUGUGGUAAACUUAACGGUAAUAGACAGUCCCACACCACUGAAGAUCCAUGAGGUUCAGGCCAGGCCCAAAGGAGGCCAGCCAUUUGAGAUCACAUGUCCAUAUCCCCAGAAGUGGAAGUUCGACUUCUCAAAGUCCUGGAGAUGUGACAAUGCAGAUUGUCCCAAAACAGUCAAGAGUACAGAUGAUCAUUUCCAAUCUGCUCUAGUUCUGACCAUUGACCACAUAACGUGCACAAAGAUUAGGUCUUUUCAAUGUGUGAUGAAGUCUUUGAGAAGCUCAGAAUACUCAAACGUCUAUCGACACUCGGUGAUGAUUGCUCAUCCCACUGUGGUGGAUUUCUCCUAUGACAGGGUCCAGGAGAAGGAGGUCUAUUCCUACACUGUCCUCCACAUGAUAUGUCGUAAGCCCUACAACUGGGACUAUGAAUUUGGAGGUUACUGGUGGGACAGGAGGUAUCGCCCCCAUCCAAACACUCGCGGCAAAGCAACUAUCUGUAAGAAGAUGGCGGGCCAAUGUGUGGAUGUAAAGGUGGAGGACAAACCACAGACGGUGGAGUUUAGGUUUUGUGUGACUCCUGCAGACAAUGGAACAGUUUAUCUGUGCCAGGGUGGAUACGUUACCUACCGACUGAUCAUCUAUGUCAAAGAGCGUCCACCUCCACCCAAACCCAUCGGACCUGCUCCGUCCCGUCCACCAAGCAUCAACACUAACUUGGUCAUUGUGGUCAUCGUGACCAUCAUCAUCCUGCUCAUGCUCAGCUUCGCCAUUGGUAUCAACCACUGUAAGGCUCGGAACCUCCGUCAGUGGUAUCGAACGCUGUUUGCCAGACGAGCGCCGCUGUCAGCCGUUGACGCCCACGCCAACAUGUACGCCAAUGCCAUCGCCCAGUACUACAGCCAGCAGCGUAGUGCCAUAGCCUCGCCCACCGCCGGAGGAAACACCGAGGAAUCUUCAAGCAGCUCCGAUGAUGAGUUCGAGGAGCUUCCUGUUCCACUGAACAUCAACAAAGACAAGAACGAGUAUGUGAUGGUGAAAGUUCCAGAACGAGGUCCGGUUCCAAGUGCAAGACAAGUUCAGGACGAGGCUGAGAGGGAUGAAGAUGAGGACAUCACCUACACCCAUGUUAUCAUCCAGCCCAAGACCCAUCGACACAAGUAACAGAACCCCAGCCGAACCACAAACAGAACCACAGCAGAACCACAAAAACAACCAUGGCAGAACCAAAGCAGAACCACAGCCGAACCACAAACAGAACCACAGCAGAACCACAAAAAGAACCAUGGCAGAACCAAAGCAGAACCACAGCAGAACCACAAACAGAACCACAAACAGAACACAGCAGAACCAAAGCAGAACCACAGCAGAACCACAAACAGAACCACAAACAGAACACAGCAGAACCAAAGCAGAACCACUGCAGAACCACAAACAAAACCACAAACAGAACACAGCAGAACCAAAGCAGAACCACAAAAAGAACCACAAAAAAAACCACAAACAGAACCACAGCAGAGGGAUGAUGUUCUGUCAUUAUAUGUUAUGCCAUUAAAGGGGGCGGAGUGGUCCUGUUUCCAUUGCUGUCAAAGACAAAUCAGAGUAAAAAUAAAAGCGUAAAAAACUAAGGGUUUUCGCACAUAAUAAACCCAUGAAUGUAAAGUGAAAACGUAACUUUUGUUGUUCCCUGUCCUGAAUAUCUGUGGACCAUCCACUAUGACCACAGGCUCCGCCUGCUUCUUAGGCAGAGCCACCAUUGCUUUAGGAGCCAGAGGUGACAUGAAGGCAGAGCUAUGGGAGGCUGAUCCUGGCCACCCUGCGGACUGUACUCGCAACCUUGUUCUUUUGGUCAUUACCCAGAGCUUAUGACCAUAGGUGAGGGUUGGAACAUAGAUCGCCCCGGUAAAUCAAAAGCUUCGCCUUUUGGCUUAGCUCCCUCUUUACUACAAUAGACCGGUUUAGCAUCCGCAUCACUGCACCUGUCAGUCUCCUGCUCCAUCCUACCCUCACUUGUGAACAAGAUCUUGAGAUACUUAAACUCCUCCACCUGAAGCAGAACUUGUUCCCCGAUCCGGAGUGGGCACUGCACCCUUUUCUGUCUGAGGCCAUGGCCUCAGACUUGGAGGUGCUGAUCUUCAUCCUAGCUGCUUCACACUCGGCUGCGAACUGCCCCAAUGAGAGCUGGAGGUCACUGCUCAACAAAGCUAAGAGGACCACAUUGUGAGCAAAAAGCAGAGAUGAGAUCCUUCUGCCAUCAAACUCGACCCCCUCCACCACCUGGCUGUGUCUAGACAUUCUAUCCAUAAAAGUUAAGAACAGAACCGGUGACAAACGGCAUCCCUGGUGGAGUCCAACCCUCUCCAGGAACAAGUCUCACUUACUGCUGGCUACGCGGACCACACUCCUUUGGUACAGGGACUGAAUGGCCGCUAAUAAGGUACAAUCCACCCUGUACUCCUGGAGCACCCCCUAACAGGAUACCCCUGGGGACACAGCCGUAAGCCUUCUCUAAAUCCACAAAACACAUGUGGACUGGAUGGGCAAACUCCCAUACCCCCUCCUGCACCCUAGCAAGGGUAAAAAGUGUAGACCUUCCUGGGGAGGCUGAGGAGUGUGAUCUCCUAUAGUUGGAACACACCCUCAGGUCCCCCUUCUUAAAGAUGGGGACCACCACCCCAAUUUGCCACUCUAAAGGUACCGCCCCUGAUGUCCAUGCAAUGUUGCAGAGGCGAGUCAGCUGAGACAGUCCUACAGCAUCCAGUACCCUGAGAUACCCAAGGCAGAUCUUCUCAAUCCCUGGGGCUCCACCGCCAGGUGUUCCCAGCAGACCGGAACUACCCGUUUGGAUCUACCGGGCCUGUGUGGCAUCUUCUCCUGCCACCUGAUCCAACUCACAACCAGGUAGUGGUCGGUUUACAGUUCUGCACCCCUCUACACCCAAGUGUCCAGAACAUACGGCUGCAGGUCUGAUGAUAUGACUACAAAGUUGAUCACUGGCUGGUGACCUAGGAUGUCCUGGUGCCAAGUCCACUGAUGGACAUAUGUAUGUUUGAAUAUGGUGUUAGUUAUGGCCAAACUGCAACUCGCACAGAAGUCCAAUAACUGAACACCACUUGGGUUCAGAUCGGGCAGGCUGUUCCUCCCCACCAUGCCCCUCCAGGUCCAGCUGUUGUUGCCCACGUGAGUGUUGAAAUCCUCCAGCAGGACAAUGGAGUCCCCUUUCAGGGCACUUUCCAGCGCCUGUUCCAAUGGUUCCAAAAAGGGCAGGUAAUCUGAAGUGUUGUUUGGUGCAUAACCAGUCAGAUGCCAUUCCUCAACCUGAAGGCACAGGGAAACAACCCUUUUGUCCACUGGGGUAAACUCAGUCAGAGAGUCUGGGGGAUAUCAAAUAGCCCACCCCUGCCUUCCGCCUCUUCCUUGGGGCAACUCCCACAAAAGAGAGAGACCAACCCCUUUCAAGGAGUUGGGUUCCAGAGCCAAUGAUAUGUAUCGAGGUGAGACCAACUCUAUCUAGCCAGUAAUGCUCAACCUCUCCCACAAACUCCUGCUCCUUCCCCACCAGAGGUAACAUUCCAUGUCCCAAAAGCCAGUUUCCAUAACCAAGGAUUAAAUCACCAAGGCCCCUGCUUUGGUCUGCUGUCCAAUGCACAAAGCACUGGACCCUUUUGCUUCCCCUGCAGGUAGUGGGCCUACAGGAUGAUUGGCCCGUGUCUCUGGUUUGGGCUGGGCCUGGCCACCAGGUACUCACCCAUGGGCCCCAACCCCAGGCCUGGCUCCAGAACAGAGCCCUGGAAACCCUCUGGGCUGGGUACACAUUCCCUCAUUGUUCCUUGACAUGAAGGGUCUUCUGAACCAUUCUUUAUCUGGCCCUUCCCCUACGAUCAAUCUGCAAUGGGAGACCCUACCAGGGGCAAAAUGCCUCCACCAACAUAGAUCCUAGGGUCAUCAGGGCUCCCAAACUCCUCUGCCAUGGUAAGGUGAUGGUUCAAGGAGAAAUGUCAUGAAUGGGUUAAAUCCACUGUAAGUCUAUGGGAGCCAGUGCUUUUUGAAACAGCAUCUAAUGGUCGUCAGUGGUAUUACACUUUAACAGGAUUCAUAAACACAGAGAAAUGACACAAAAUAUGUUAAAGUGAAUAAAACAACAGUUGUGUUAAGGCUGUGGCUGUUGGUUCUGUCAACCAGAUGAUUAUGAUGGACUUCUGUUGCUGUGAUCAAAUACAGUCCAUGUCAGCUUAGAUCUGUGUUUUCCCAUUGUCACAGGUUUAUUUCAGGCAGGUUUCUUGUUCAUGCUUUCACCAAAUGAAUGAUUAUGAAUACAUCAUCUGAUAUAAGUGGAAGUCAUCAACAUCAGGAUUGUUUUUCAAUCAGAUGCAGAAAAAUAGGACAAAACUAAAACCUACUGAAUCUGGUUGUUCAUGUUUGACAUUGUGUUUAUUUGUUCUUAUAAUCAAUGUGUUCUUUCUUUAUGAUUCAAUUUCAUGAAACUUGUAUGUAUCAUAUAUUAUAUUAAAACAUAUGAUUGAU